Messenger RNA from Amoebophrya sp. A25, 168 nucleotides. NCBI's taxonomy places the organism in Eukaryota, Dinophyceae, Syndiniales, Amoebophryaceae. The record is from the annotation of a GenBank genome assembly.
AUGCCCACCACGCAAAAUCGACCUUCGAAUUUAGUGCCUAGCACACCCGCUGGUGCAGCGGGAUCUAACUAUAAUAACAGGAUGUUCAGAGGAGCUAGUGCCCGAGACCAGAAAGGUGAAGAGCCGCAAGACAUCAGCAAUAGAUUCUUCUUUGCGCGGUCGAAAGAG